UUUUUUGAGGUCAUUUUAACAUUAACUGUUACAGAGUGAAGCGCUACUAGGUUAAGCCAAUCCUGAUGCUUUAGGGACACCAUCCUGCAUGUUUUAUGUGUAUGUGUGGCCCAACAUGUUAUUUUAAUGAUUAGAUGAUUAAAGGGUUUUACAAAACUUGAUAAAAUAGUGAGCAGGUAGAUCUACCACUGUAUCAACUGGGUGUUGAACAGGGAAACGUGACAUGCAGGAUAGCAGUCUGUAAGAACAGGGACUGAAUCAAACUAGUUUAAAUGUGUGUGAGUUUGUUGUGUAGACUGGCAAAAGGUUUGCAAGGACUUUAACAUGGUUUGUGGGGACACUGUGCUUCUGUUAUAUACACCAGGUCAGUAUAAUGUUAGUUUUUAAUCACUUCAUUGUUUGCUGAAUAUGAACCUGCAAGGGUUUAUACUCUAUUAUAUCUUGACCCCUGAUGACCUUCUAAAUAUGACAGGCUAUCAUGUUCCGUGCUGACAAUAUUUAAAGAUCAUUAUUGUGCCGCAAUUUACUGAGUACAGACUGUUUUGACAUGUCUAGUUUAAUAAGUGAUUUCUCUAUUACCAUUUGGAUGAUAACUUCUGGAAAACUGUCUGUUAUUAUUAACUGUUCACAUGAACUACUGCUGCUAACCAGUGGGAACUGCUUCGUAUAUUAGACAAAUAAAGUGGAAAAACUUGUCCAGAUGAUAUUUUGGUUCAAAUUUAUGACUGAUUAGAAAGAUGACGUGUCAUUUCCAGAAGUUUCUGACAGCUUGGUGUUAGUUGGUGCUAAAAGAUUACACCGUUUGCUGCAUUGACGUGGACUUUUAUUAUCGCUUAGAUUAAAAAGCAAAUCUAAACGUAACUUGCAAAAUUUUGGAAAUUUUAUGCAAAUGCAAAAAUAUGAUCCAUUUAAAACUUGGUCAUAUAUUAGUUUCUCCAGUCCUUUUCUGCCUCUGCUUCAGCCAUUUGCUCCAUCACUCUUCCAGUCUGUUGUUCCUGCACCAGUCGCCACAGCUAAAGAGCUGUCCACAUUUUUUUGGCUGGUUUUCAGAGAUGUCUGCCGAGUCAAGAUGGCAAGGUUGGUCAUUUUGGUGGCUAUGUUCAUGUUAUUUGGAUCCUCUCUUGGGUGCCUGUUUGGAAGGUGGAUAAUUCAGAAAAUUCAAGACCUCAGACAUCCUCCAAUCCCGCUAAAUAUGGCUCCAGACUCUGUUGAUGACAUGUACGACAAAUGUGAAGAGAAGAUGAAGGACAAAAUAGAGAAAGAUGUUUUACAAAAUGAGAAAAACAAAGAUACAAACUUCACAGGGGCCUGGAAUAAAGCAGAGGAAUACUACAAGAGAGAAUGGGAGAAAAAUAACCCACCACUGAUGAAAGAACAAAUCAUGGCUGCUCAUGCGUACACCCUUGAAGAACCACCUUUAUACAGUGAAUUCAACAAAGCAGUCCGAACACAAAAGUCUGUGUACAAAACCAAAUUCCCGUAUCACACUCUGCACUUCUACCUCACCAUGUUCCUGCGCACCAUCAAACCCAAAGCAGAAAAUUGUGUCACUGUUUUCCGGAGAACAAAAUGUGAAUUCAGCAAAAAUGUUCUCAACAAACAGAUUCGUCUUGGCGCUUUUUCCUCCAGUUCGAUGGGUGACUAUCCUGAUGAAGAGUUUGGUACCCAGUCAUGCUUUGAAAUCACCACAUGUUUUGGAGCAAACAUCUCAGAAUACUCUGCGUUUCCAAAAGAAAAUGAAGUCCUGGUCCCUCCUUACGAGGUUUUUAAAGUAACAGAAAUAAAGAAAAGCUCUGAGCACAACAAACUUCCUUGUAAGGUUGUCUACAAACUUCAGAGCACAAAAACAAGUUCCAAUUUAAACUGUGCUUUUUUCAACAAGAAAUAAAAAUUCUGCUCUUUGAGACAGUGACCAUCUACAAAGAUUUAAUUGAAACAUUCUAGAAAUAAAAAUAACUCUGCCGAUGUCGACAUAAUUUGAUAUUUUCUUCCAAGAAAAUGAGCCUAAUCAGUUUCACACAGUGAAGUAAUUAGAUAUUAUGAUAACAAAUAUACAACAGUGAGUGUGAAUACCUACGUAAGAUUCUGAAUGUGUUUAAAUUGUUAAGCUGAAUUUCAAUAAGGACAGAUAAUAUUGGUUUGCUCUACAACCAUUAACUUUCUUCUCUGCUUUUUUUGUUUUUCAAUAAAAAGUAAGACCAAAUCAGUGCUACUAUGCCUUUUUUAUGACUCAGCUUGUUACAGCAAAUGGCCUCCUAAACUGAGCUUUGUGAUGUCUGUAUGCAAUUUCAACAGUGCAACAAAAUCAAUAAAAACAUAAUGUCAAAUGAUUCAUUAAUAACCUCUUGGGAA
Messenger RNA from Xiphophorus hellerii (green swordtail), 2352 nucleotides. Its product is annotated as ecto-ADP-ribosyltransferase 5-like. Bases 884 to 1888 code for a protein of 334 amino acids. Gene Ontology annotation, molecular function: NAD+ poly-ADP-ribosyltransferase activity; NAD+-protein-arginine ADP-ribosyltransferase activity. The transcript is spliced from 3 exons. NCBI's taxonomy places the organism in Eukaryota, Metazoa, Chordata, Actinopteri, Cyprinodontiformes, Poeciliidae. The record is from RefSeq and is a predicted model, not a curated record.